AAAGGAGAAAAAUUAUGUUGUACUUUGUAAUUUUUUUGAAAUUUCAAGAUAAGUUUGAAAAUAUAUUAACCCAUAAUCCGACAGGUAAAUCAGUAAGCUUAUGUAAAAGAAGUCAAGCCGAAACACCGGUUACUGAUUGUUUUCAUCUUGCAUUGCUUGCAGUUCAAACUUCGUUUCAACAUUAAAAAUUUGGAAGCAUGGGUGAUUCGAUCCAAGAAAUUGAACUGGAUGUUCACCAAAGUACAGUUUUCAAAACCAUGAACGAAUUCCGAGAACAGAAUCUUUUCUGCGACGUUACCCUAGAUAUCGAAGGUACUUUGUUCCCUUGCCAUCGUCUUAUUUUGAUGGCCUCGUCGCCUUAUUUCAAAGCCAUGCUCAACGGAAAUUUCAGAGAAGGUAGCUGUAAAGUCGUUCCAAUUCAAGAUAUUGACCCCGAGAUUAUGGAUAUUAUUCUGCACGCAAUCUAUACAGCUCAAAUUUAUUUACGUCACAAAAAUGUGUUUUUUGUUUUGAAAGCCAGUCAUUUGCUCCAAUUCGACGCGGUCUUCGACGCAUGUGCAAACUAUAUCAUGGGAAACGUUUCCCAUAUUCAUUACCUAAUUGAAACAUGUUUAUUCGCUAAAGCUGUCGCACGUAAAAACUUACUAAAAACAUGCAUUCGGGAAAUUGCAUCCGCCUUUUUGCAUUGGGGCAAAACUGACAGUUUUCUACUUCUUCCAUUUGACGUACUGAAGCAUGUAUUAUCGGAAGACCAUUCGACUUCAACUCACAGUGAUGAUAAUGUAAUCGCAAUAAUCUGCAAAUGGUGUCAACACAACUCCGCAACUUCCAGGGAGGCUAGUGUUCUACUGCAAGCUACAAAAUUGAGCUGUAAAAUUGUCGGAGCAUCUGCCUUCGCUGAAUUAAUCGUUGCUGCCGGAAGUACAUUCAUUAUAACUGAAAAUCACAAUGAAGGUGCAGAAAACUCGAUUCAGUCGACUUAUGAUUGGAAAUUAAAUGUGUAUUUAAAUGCUGUUGAUGUUAAAACGGGAGCCAGUGGAUGGGGAACAUUGAGGCUGAAUGAGUCAUUUGAUAAAUAUGCGCUAUCAAAAUUUCAAGCAACAGAUCACUCAUACAGAAAAAUGUGCUCAAUUGGAACAAAAAUUUACUGUAUGGAAUGGAAUUAUUUUGUUGAAGAAUUCGUGUUUUCUUGUUUUGAAAACGAUAGUAGAACAGAAUUGGCUGUGCCUGAUCUUCCUAUAUCAAUUGAUCAUAACGAUUGCCUGAUUCCUGCUGACAUCGAAAUGACAGCGGUAGAGGAUAUGAUUUACCUGACCUAUGAUGAAAUUGAUUCUCCGAUUUGGGUUUAUGACUGUAAGUGGAAUGUAUGGCAGAACGAUUUAGCUCUCGACGGAUAUGUACAUUCGUUUGGCCUUGCAUCGUUAGGUCAUGUUUUAUACGUAAUCGGAUGCAAAUAUUCUUCAUCCGAGUCUAAGGAAACGUAUAUUUUAACUAUCGAUACGCGUUCUGGGGUCAGAGAUCUCAUAGCUUUCCCGAAUCCAUUUCAAUAUGAAAAUGCUGCUGCUUGCGCAUUCGAUGGAAAAAUAGCUAUAUCAGGCUCCAACUAUGAUGAUAUUUUACAUAAUACUUUUACUAUUUUCGAUGUGACAACCAGAGAAUGGAGAACUGAUCUGAAGCCUAUGAAUGAUGGCAGAGCGAAUCACAAAUUGUUUUAUCAUGAUGGAUUCAUCUAUGCUGUGAAAAACAGCCCAUUUAUCAAGAACGAGAAGUACGAUGUGAAGUCGGAUACAUGGAUCGAAAUCCCAAAUCUGCCAAAACGAGCGCAGUGUGUUGAUGCUGAUGGUGUUAAUGUGAUAGUUGCUUUUGAGGAUGUAUUGCAUAUGUGCUGAUGUCCUUACCACUUUGUGAUUAGUCUUUUAUCAAAAUACAUAGUUCGGUAUCAAGUACAUACAGUAUUAUGAAUUUUAUUAAGCGUUUUUUCUUUUAUUUUUUUUCUAAUUUGGUGCGUCUUGAGGUACCUAUAUUAAUAUCUUGAUAUUUUUAAUUUUCGAUCCAAUAAUAAUAUGAAUUUGUUGAUUUGUUUCAUCAUUCAAGUAUUAGUAUUCGACUGAGUUACUAUAUUAGGUUAGUUUCAGUUUAAGAUUGAAUAAUGUGUAUUUGUGCCAAAUAAUUUGAAUUUUUUCGUUUUUAUUUCACUCUUUACCCUCAACUCAAUAUGUAAUCUUGUGUCUUUUUUUCAUUUUUGUUGCGAUCGGUACGCAGACAUCCCUGCAUUAUAAUGUAAUUUUAGACAGUAAAUGUUAUAUUCAUGUUCCUUUAUAUGUAUGUAUUUAUGCUGUUCUGCAUUAUUAUGAAAUAUUGAGUAAAAAACUGUUUUAUCUAA
This is a messenger RNA of Planococcus citri (citrus mealybug), 2383 nucleotides long. Its product is annotated as kelch-like protein 40. Gene Ontology annotation, molecular function: protein binding. The record is from RefSeq and is a predicted model, not a curated record. The coding region runs from base 198 to 1889 and encodes 563 amino acids. NCBI's taxonomy places the organism in Eukaryota, Metazoa, Arthropoda, Insecta, Hemiptera, Pseudococcidae. The transcript has 2 exons.